Myotis davidii is the source of this 1439-nucleotide messenger RNA. It is a transcript of the gene ARL13B, whose product is annotated as ADP ribosylation factor like GTPase 13B. Gene Ontology annotation, molecular function: GTP binding; GTPase activity. The coding region runs from base 30 to 1244 and encodes 404 amino acids. Gene Ontology annotation, biological process: receptor localization to non-motile cilium; non-motile cilium assembly. The transcript is spliced from 11 exons. The record is from RefSeq and is a predicted model, not a curated record. Gene Ontology annotation, cellular component: motile cilium; ciliary membrane; non-motile cilium. Lineage: Eukaryota; Metazoa; Chordata; Mammalia; Chiroptera; Vespertilionidae.
GCCUGAUUUUGGUAAAGGUGACUCUUGUGAUGGUGGGACUUGAUAAUGCUGGUAAAACGGCAACGGCAAAAGGAAUCCAAGGAGAAUAUCCUGAAGACGUAGCUCCUACUGUUGGAUUUUCCAAAAUUGACCUUAGACAAGGGAAGUUUGAAAUCACCAUCUUUGACUUGGGAGGUGGAAAAAGAAUUCGGGGAAUCUGGAAGAAUUACUAUGCUGAGUCCUAUGGGGUAAUAUUUGUCGUGGAUUCCAGUGAUGAAGAGAGAAUGGAAGAGACUAAAGAGACAAUGUCAGAAGUGCUGAGACAUCCUAGGAUAUCGGGAAAGCCGAUAUUGGUGUUGGCAAAUAAACAAGACAAGGAAGGGGCUUUAGGAGAAGCUGAUGUGAUUGAAUGUCUGUCUCUGGAAAAAAUGGUCAAUGAACACAAGUGCCUAUGUCAGAUAGAACCUUGUUCAGCAAUCUUGGGAUCUGGAAAGAAAAUUGACAAGUCCAUUAAAAAAGGCCUUUAUUGGCUGCUAGAUAUCAUUGCAAGAGACUUUGAUGCCUUAAAUGAACGCAUCCAAAAGGACACAACAGAGCAACGUGCUCUUGAGGAACAAGAGAAACGAGAAAGGGCUGAACGAGUGCGAAAAUUACGAGAAGAAAGAGAACAAAGAGAGCGAGAGCAGGCUGAACUCGAUGGAACCAGUGGUCUGGCUGAGGUGGAUCCAGAGCCAAUUAUUGUUAAUCCUUUCCAGCCGAUAGCAACUGUAAUCAUUGAGAAUGAAAAAAAACUUGAGAGAGAGAAAAAGAGGCAAAAUGUGGAGAAAGACUGUGAUGCUUGCCCCCUGAGAAAUAAAAUGGAGCGUGAGCAAAUGGAAACACAGAGCCAGAUCAGUGACAGUAGCCAGAAAAGCAAUGAGUUUGCAACCAUAGAAAAUUAUAAUGAAGCAUUAACACAGCAGUUGGAGAAUGAAGAGACAGACCAGCCAUCAUCAGAAUCAGAUAACAGUAAAAAGAAAACUAAGAAACUAAGAAUAAAAAGAAGUCACCGUGUAGAACCUGUUAAUACAGAUGACUCUGCUCCUAAGAGUCCAAUACCACCCCCGCCGCCCCCUCCUGUUGGCUGGGGAACCCCCAAAGUCACUAGACUUCCAAAACUUGAGCCUCUUGGUGAAACACGUCAUAAUGAUUUUUAUGGGAAGCCACUGCCUCCGCUGGCGGUGCGACAGAGACCAAACAGUGACGCUCAUGACAUGAUCUCAUAACCGAGUUGCAUGGAUGAGCCGCCUUAAUAUCAGCAAGAUGACCUAGAAGACCUUCUUUCUCAAAAAAGGAAAACCCUGUACAUUGAUGACUGGGGCAAGAUUACCGUAGCAAUUUCAGCGAGGAGUUUGAUAACCAAAGAUCUCACUGAUCUGAUAAUUACUUUUCCAUGUUGUUCAUGGUUUAAUAAAAAAAAA